GUUGCGCCUUCUGACAGUCUGUAAUGUCCUGCACGAGUGCGGGGAAGCAGGCCGCGCGCACUGUACAGGACCAUUCCCCGUCCAUUUCAUGAGCUGGGCACUUUCGUCGCUGGCUGUCGUCGCUGCUCCCGCUGCGGACCUUUCAGCAAUCUUUGUCUCGGCAUCUUGUCACCCGCAGACAUGCCACGAGUGAUUGAAGACAGAGUCCGCCCUUUGGGGUGGGAGACUUUCCCUGCCGAGCAGCGCUUUCCGCUCCACACUCUGGACUAUCUGUCAACAACCUGUUACAUUCCCCAUCUGUUCAUCUUCAGGCUGCCUGGCGACAAGAGGGAACAUGCCGCCACCAUCUUCAGACGAGGCCUGGAGCGGACCAUAGCCCGAGUGCCGACUUUGGUCGGGACGAUAGAGAAGGACGGUAACGGCGGACAUUCCAUUGUCGUGAAGCGCGACAGCUCCGCAUUGUAUGUCUCGCAGUAUCUCGAUGGCGCAGACGACACGUACCCGUCCAUGGAUGAGCUGGACAAGGGCAACUUCCUGGCUCCCAUCCUGGGCGACGCCCGCCUGCUGAGCAACUACCCCAUGAUCGUGGCCAACAUCCCCGAGGCGCAUCCAGACAACAGCCCGCCGAUGGUCUCGCUCAAGAUCAACUACAUUCGUGGGGGCCUCAUCAUUACGCUCGCCACGCACCACUACUGGAACAGUCUCAGUGGCAUGCUCUCGUUCAACGAGCUCCUCAGUGCAAACUGCCGCCACGAAGCAUAUGGCACGCCCCUUCCGACCUUUGAUCCUGUGGCUCUCGACCGCACGACCAUCGACCGCUAUGCCCUCGAGCAGCUCCCAGCUCCAUCGGAAGCCGACAUGAUCACCGCUCCGCCGCGCAGCCCCGGGCGCAACGCGGCCUUCCGCCCGUCCUGCUCCGCCAUGUUCCACCUGCCCAAAUCCCGCGGCGCCCAGCUCAAGGCCCUCGCCACUCCCGAGGAGGGCUGGAUCUCCACCUACGACGCAGUGUGCGGCCUGCUCUGGCGCGUGCUCAGCCGGCUCCGCGAGCCCGUCUACUCGCCGGGUUGGGACUCGCUGCCAGUCUGGGCCCAGAGCGUCUCGUUCCACCGCAUCUUUAAGAACCCGCCCCUGCCCGCGCAGCUCCAGGGCAACCUGCACCUCGACGUCAACUCGCUCAUGCCCGGGUUCCCUGCGCUGACGCUGCGCGAGGUCGUCCACACCGCGCCCCUGAGCAGGCUCGCCACCUACAUGCGGCACAUGACGGACGGGGUCGACGUCAAGAUGCUCGCCGACGAGCUCCAGCGGCACCGCGGCGUGCGCAACAAGGCCGACCUCUCCAUCAACGUCGAUCUGUACCCGCCCCUGGCCAACCUGGUCAGCGACUGGCGCGCCGCAGACUACUGCAGCAUGGACUUUGGGUUCGGCAAGCCCGUCGCGUGGAGGGUGCUCAUGGGCAGGGUCGCGCUGAGCCAGAUCUGUGUUUAUGCGCCGCGGCACGGGCCCGCGGGCGCGGACGAGGGCAUGGAGGUCUUGCUGACGGUGGAGAAGGAAUUGCUGCCGAGACUGCUGGGCGACGAGGAGUGGACGCGGUUCUUUGAGUACAGAGGCCUGGAUGCCUGGGAGGGGGAGAGGCCGAGCGAGGUUCCUGAGCGUGGACAGGGCGCAGUGAAGUCGAAGCUGUAGGUUCAUCACGAUUCACUCGGUUCACUCUCUAUCUCUUCGUGGACAUCCUUUGUCGUGAUGGAUCAACAAAAUGCCUACAUCUUUGUUCAAUUGAUCUCGCGAUGAAAUAAAACGGUUCAUUUGGGUUUGUUCCUACUCCCCGACGAGAACAAAAUGCGUCACAAGGCAUUCGCUUGGAUGUGAACAAAGUCUUGCCGAUAAUUUUGGCCAACUCCGUGAUCGGGGGCCAGAACGGAAUAGUUCUGUCCCGUCCACCCUACAACCGAGGUUCAACAAUAGCGGGCAGGACACCGG
Messenger RNA from Microdochium trichocladiopsis, 1977 nucleotides. RefSeq lists its product as uncharacterized. The transcript has 2 exons. Lineage: Eukaryota; Fungi; Ascomycota; Sordariomycetes; Xylariales; Microdochiaceae. The record is from RefSeq and is a predicted model, not a curated record. Bases 181 to 1683 code for a protein of 500 amino acids.